GCCUCUCCCUUGUCAAGUCAAUUUAAGGAGAGCUUACUUCUCCCUCUCCAUACGCACGUAGGCCGGAACCGUCUCCCCCUCUGCAGGGCCUCUCCUCUUUCCAGUGAAACCUAGAGAUGCCCUCGUUUCAAAAGAAGAAACAGCAUGGAGAAUAAUUCACAGCAUGCAAGUUCGACGCCAACGGAUAUUACAUUACGAUUGCUAGAAGAUAUUACGCAUGAUUUUUCUGAGGAGCACAAAGUUGGUAGUGGUGGGUAUGGACAAGUUUUCAAGGGAGUACAUAAUGGGGUAGAGAUUGCUGUGAAGAAGCUUCAUCACAUGCCGGGGCUUGACGAUGUGCAAUUUAAGAAUGAAUUUAAUAAUCUUAUGAGGGUCCAGCAUAAAAAUAUUGUACGACUGGUUGGCUACUGCUAUGAAAUACGGCAUAAACAUUUUGAGCAGAACGGAGGAUAUGUUUUUGCUCAGAUGGUAGAAAGAGCUCUAUGCUUUGAAUAUUUGGAGGGUGGAAGCCUUGACAAACAUCUUUCUGAUGAAUCCUGCGGACUUGAUUGGGACACACGUUACAAAAUAAUUAAGGGGAUUUCUGAGGGUUUAGAUUACCUUCAUAAUGGAUCCAAAGAGUCAAUUUUCCAUUUGGACUUAAAACCUGCAAACAUAUUGCUGGAUAAGAACAUGAUGCCAAAAAUUGGAGAUUUUGGCUUGUCAAGACUCUUUGCUUCAACAGCAACCUAUACCACCAAAAAGAUUAUAGGAACAGCUGGAUACAUGCCACCAGAAUACAUCGACAAACGCAAAAUCUCACCGAAGUUUGAUGUAUUCAGCUUGGGUGUUAUAAUCUUACAGGUAAUGGUGGGACCUUUAGGUUAUGCCAAAUGUGCAGAUAUGCCUUCCGAAGAGUUUAUUGAGCUCGUACUUGGAAACUGGGGGAAAAGGCUACAAGCAAUAAUGCCAUGGCAUACAUCACAGCAACUGAAGACAUGCAUCGAAAUAGCGUUAAGAUGUGUGGAGACAGACCGAGCGAAAAGACCUACCAUAACCGAGAUUGUCGAUAAACUCAAAAAGAUAGAUACUGCAAAAAGAUCACUCAUAGGCCAGAGCUCCGAGUCCGCAGUGUGUGCCGCGAUGGACCCCCUCGAGCUACGCUUCCCAUUCGAGCUAAACAAGGAGGUAUCGUGCGUACUGCAGCUAACAAACAGGACAGACGACACCAUUGCGUUUAAUACAAAGAUGAACCGGGAGAAGUACUACGCACAGCCAGACAAAGGCACCGUCCCACCAUGGUCCAAGCGCUACAUCAUCGUGACCAUGCGAGCACAGGAGAACACACCACCGGAUAUGCAGUGCAACGACAUGUUCCUUGUGCAGAGCAGAAGACUGAGUAAGGAAGACCUCACACCUGACAACAUUGCCGAACACUUCACGAGACUGAUGGGUAAAGCGGUGGUGGUGGAUGAGGAGAAGUUGCCGAUUGUUUAUGUUGGCGUUGCCUCAACCUCCACGCCCAUCCCGCGUUAAGGGCCUGAUGCGCGCACCACCUGCACCUCCGCCGAUCCGCGUGCUUGUUAUUUUUCCUUUGAGGGAAUGCUAGCUUGUUAUGUUUGUUGAACCUUUUAAUGACACGUUAUUCUGCCACUUUGUUGAAGAGCAAACACAUGGCUCACUUACACGGAACACUUUAUAUAUAGUACUCCAUAUUCAUAAUAGUGAUCGUUUUAGACGUGA
This is a messenger RNA of Phragmites australis (common reed), 1722 nucleotides long. RefSeq names its product cysteine-rich receptor-like protein kinase 44. The transcript has 7 exons. The record is from RefSeq and is a predicted model, not a curated record. Lineage: Eukaryota; Viridiplantae; Streptophyta; Magnoliopsida; Poales; Poaceae. Gene Ontology annotation, molecular function: ATP binding; protein kinase activity. Gene Ontology annotation, biological process: protein phosphorylation. Bases 145 to 1515 code for a protein of 456 amino acids.